Molecule: messenger RNA, 2819 nt
Organism: Anopheles arabiensis
Lineage: Eukaryota; Metazoa; Arthropoda; Insecta; Diptera; Culicidae
Product: sorting nexin-29
Exons: 4
Coding region: 246-1964 (572 amino acids)
Molecular function (GO): phosphatidylinositol binding
Source: RefSeq, a predicted model, not a curated record
GCAAAACAAAAUUGUAAACAAAGCUUACUCAUCGCGCGAAACGACAGCACCAAAACAACACAACGAGAGGGCGUAAAAGCGCUAAUCCUCCCCAAGGUUUUGAUAAUUCCUCCUAACAGGGAUUCGAUCGCUGGUCUUGGCGCACGAGUUUUCGAUUUGGCAGAACAGCAGAGAGAACAAAACCCCUCCACGCUGGUGUUUUGCGUUGGGCAUUUCUGGCGCGUCCGACGGUUGCCGCCCGUGCGAUGGUCGGCAUGAGCAGCUUCGGGCUCAACGCGUCCACGCUGGAGAGCAUUGUCGGGGGGAGCCGGGCCGCCGUGGGCACGGACCAGGAGCCCGAGCGCAACCACGAGCGGCAGGCCCUGCUGAACGAGCUGCUUGCGACGGUGCGCCAGUGUCAGCAGCAGUACGGUGGCCACGCGAAGCUCGCGACCGAGGACGACCCGCUGAUCGGCACGCUGUGCGACGUGUGGGAGCGGGUGCUGUCGCACGGGCUGCGCACGGCCGCCUGGAUGCCGUUCAACAUCCUCGAGUACUUCGGGCCGCCGGAGGGCGGCCGGCCCGCGGUCGAGCGGCCCUGCUUCUGGGACUUUGCCUCGAACCAUCUGACGCGGGACGAGCGCGAACGGUUCUGCGCCCUGCAGCAGGUGGUGACGCGGCGCGGCCGGGCCCGGGCCCUGCUGCGCGCCUUUCUCAACGAGCGCGCGCUCGAGCGGUACGUGCUCGUGUGGCUCGGCGACGGCGAGCUGCUCAACACACACUACGAACCGUGGGCAAUGCUGCGGCACGGCGAGUGCCAAACGGUGCUGCCGAACGUGGCCGCCGGCCUCGGCACCGUCCUGUUCGCGAUCGUGAUCGAUCGGAGCGAGCUCAACCGGCCCGUCACGGGGCUGGCCGGGCAAGAGCAGAAGCCGGAACCAAUCAUCGUCACCCGCCGGCCCGUCGGCCCGGUGCGCAAGGUGAAUGCGGUGCAGCGGGAAAUAUUGGACGAUGCGGUGCCGCGCCAGCUAACUCCACCGAGCACCAGCAGCAGCAGGCGGACGCCACUGGAAGGCACGGACGCUACUGCGGGUGGUGCCGCGCCACCGGAAGAAGUGCCAUACACGGUGACGGAAGCGCUCGGCGGCUGGGGCGCGGGGGAAGCGGAUGGGCCGGACCCGGGUGCCGGUGCAUCGCCGGCCGGGACGGUCGAUGUGGCGGAGGACAGCAUGCUUAACUACUCGUCGGCCAGCGCCACCACCAGCUCCCGCUCGACCACGGGCAGUUCGCUAAGCGGGGAGGGACGGGGCACGGAGGAGGACACGGGCUCGGAGGUGACGUACCGGCACCGAACCCGUUCCGGCUCGCCGGCGCCGGUGCUGCGGCCAGAGCCCGAACUGCCCUCCACCCCUGCACCCUCGGGGCGGCCCUACGAGAAGCUGCUGCGAAGAAAUCAAGAGCUGGAGGAGCGCUGCCAUCUGCUGGAGUCGCGCGUCGCCGCACUUAGUCUCGAAAACUACCGCUUGCGUGCGCUCACGCGCUCCAACCGGCUGUCGGUGGCGUUCUUCAGCUUCAGCAUUCCGAAAGCGAUACAGCGGGCGGGGGACGGUGGACGGUCGCGCCGCCCCUACCACGUGUACGAGAUCCGCAUCACCCCGUCCGGCGUGAGCGGCUCGACGGCCGGCAACGAGAGCUGGUGCGUGUACCGGCGCUACAACGAGUUCUACCGGUUGCAUCGCCGCCUGCAGAAGCAGUACCCGACGGUCAAGAAGCUCGAUUUUCCGCCGAAGAAAAAGUUUGGCAAUCUGAAUGCCGAUCUCGUGGAGCAGCGGCGCCAGCGGCUACAGGUGUACUUGAACGGGCUGUUCGUGUCGACCUUGCCGGAGGUACUGUCCUGCAGCACGCGCCUCCAGCUCGAGCAAACAUUUCCAUUUCUGAGCGACCAAACGCCUGCCGGGCCGGCCACCCCGGGCGGAGCGGCGUGAGCAGGUCCCCGGACCUUACCCUCUGUUCGCUCGCCCUGCGAGCGUCACACGGUACCGCGAGCAUGUGAUGCAUUCAAAACGAGUUUAUUAAGUUCCGUUUUUGGUCGAAUGAAAGUUUAAGUAUUAAGCAAUACCCCUUAAGAUUACUCCCAGGCGCGUGGUUUUGUGAAACUACGUCUUACUAGCGGCCGUAGCUUGUGGCCCGUUUUGCGUGAGAGCUAGUGGAAAAAGCGCAACCAAAGGGAGUUGGUUAUUUUGUGCAAUACGCAACACAACCAAUACGAUACUCUCACCCGAUCGACGAAGGUGGAACGUUCAUCGGCCAGUGCUACAGUGCGAGAGAAGGAAGACGCCCGGCGCGGUCGUUGAUAAGCUUAAUAAUCGGAGAACAGUGUAUGCAGCAGUCUUCUCGAACCCAUGACGAUUCCAAAAAAACAACACUGUAUCGAAUGAAUUGUAAACAACUUCAACGAUGAAGCAAAAAACUGAGUAUUUGCACCCAAUGCGUAGGGAGUAAAACAAAAAAACAAAAAAUGCAACGAUCUUGUUGUGAGAGUAGAAAUUGUAGCAAAACAGAAAGAAAACGCGAUAGCAUUGGCGUCGGAAAAGUGGCGAUUGUAUCGUUUCGAAUUAGCAGACAUUGCCGUAACACAUUAACUUAAAUCUAAGGGAUGAUUUAACCAAGUAAACACAGCAAAGUACUCAUUCGUGGCUGGAAUAGGAAAGAAUAAGAAGGAAGGCGGCGUACUCACGUGUUCGGUUGGACAGUUUUGUUUGUGCUGGGUAAACGUUAAACGGGAAAUAACUAGGAAGCCGUGUGCUUUUGUUUUCUGUUUUUUUUUGUAAUAUGGUUAU